This is a messenger RNA of Neoarius graeffei (lesser salmon catfish), 819 nucleotides long. It is a transcript of the gene mien1, whose product is annotated as selenoprotein W, 2a. The record is from RefSeq and is a predicted model, not a curated record. Lineage: Eukaryota; Metazoa; Chordata; Actinopteri; Siluriformes; Ariidae. Gene Ontology annotation, biological process: negative regulation of apoptotic process; positive regulation of filopodium assembly. The transcript is spliced from 4 exons.
UUACACCGUCAGUAGUGCAUUAUUAUUAUACUUGCACGAGCCAUUUGAAAUUCUGCAAAAAUCGCUGCGUUAAUUCGUGGAGGUGUAGUGAUGGGUGUACAAAUCAGAGUGGAGUAUUGUGGCGGAUGAGGCUACGAGCCCCGCUAUCAGGAGCUCAAGCAAGUCGUUGUUGCAGAGUUUCCUGAAGCGGAAGUGUCUGGCUUUGUCGGCAGACAAGGGAGCUUUGAGAUUGAGAUCAAUGGACAGCUGGUUUUCUCAAAGCUAGAAACCAGCGGUUUUCCCUAUGAAGAUGACGUCAUGGAGGCUAUCCAGAAAGCCCACGAUGGCAAACCAGUGGAGAAGAUCACCAAGAGCCGCCCGCCUUGCGUCAUACUCUAACUCCAAGCUUUUAAUUACCUCACAAACAGCAAAGCUACAGUAUAAGUGAAAAUAUUGUGACUGUGUGUAACCGAUCAUCCGAUGUCUCCUUUUGCCUCUGCUUCUGUCAAGGUGGUUUUUUUGGACAUAAAUGAUUAGUGUAGCUAAAAGCUAAAGGUUACACUAUGAAGCACUUGGUCCAGUCACCGUCAAACCUGGAGCUGAGGCGAAGGAGAGACAUCCAGGUGUGCAUUAAAGUUGUUCAGUCAUCUGUAUGUUAAAGGGGGGGGAGGAAAAAGGCUUUCUAGAAGUAUUUGUAAUAUUUAAUACUUGAGUCAGUUUUUUAAUUUAUCUGACGAGUUAUGAAGCGGUAUGUAAUGUUGUAAAAUCAGACUUGAAACAUUACUUUCUUGAUGCUACCUUGAUUUUUCAAUUACUAAUAUAAAAUCAUGACGACAAUAA